This is a messenger RNA of Trachemys scripta elegans, 3496 nucleotides long. RefSeq names its product MORC family CW-type zinc finger 1 (gene MORC1). The coding region runs from base 35 to 3067 and encodes 1010 amino acids. NCBI's taxonomy places the organism in Eukaryota, Metazoa, Chordata, Testudines, Emydidae. The transcript has 28 exons. Gene Ontology annotation, molecular function: zinc ion binding. Gene Ontology annotation, cellular component: nucleus. The record is from RefSeq and is a predicted model, not a curated record.
UCUCCCACCCGGGCUGGCUCAGGCGGCGGCGGCGAUGGCCUCGGGCGAGCGCUACGGGGCUCUGCGCAGGGCGGAGCUGAGGCUGGACUAUCUCCACGCCAACUCCACCACUCACGACUUUCUCUUUGGAGCGAUUGCUGAACUGAUUGACAACGCCCGAGAUGCAGGAGCCACCAGACUUGACAUAUUUACUGUGGAUAAUGACAAACUGCAAGGGGGAUUUACGUUGUGCUUUUUGGAUGAUGGAUGUGGCAUGACUCCUAAGGAAGCUACUGAUCUGAUUUAUUUUGGAAGGUCUUCUAAGCGGACAUCUCUCUCAAGAAUGAUUGGACACUAUGGCAAUGGACUUAAAUCUGGAUCUAUGCGAAUAGGGAAAGACUUCAUAUUAUUCACAAAGAAAGAAGAUACAAUGACAUGUGUUCUCUUCUCUCAAACAUUCUGUGAGACAGAAGGCCUUAAUGAGCUGAUAGUCCCAAUAACCUCAUGGUCAAGAAGUACUAGAAAACCUGUCGUAGGUGAUCUUGAGAAAUUCACUGUACAGAUGUCUAUCAUCUUUAAGUACUCCCCUUUUAAGAGUGAAACUGAAUUGCUGCAGCAAUUUGACGCGAUCUAUGGGAGAAGUGGCACUUUCAUUGUUAUUUACAACUUAAAGCUUAUGCUCAGUGGAGAGCCAGAGCUAGAUAUUAGAACUGACAGUGUGGAUAUUCAGAUUGCUGGUCUUCUUGAUAACCUUCCAGAACGAUGGUCACUCAGAGCCUAUACAGCUGUAUUGUAUUUUGACCCGCAUAUGAGGAUAUUCAUUCAAGCUGAGAAAGUAGAAACUAAGCGCCUGCCCUACUGCUUUUACAGACCCAGAAUGUACCCAUACAUCACGUCAUCUUUUAAAGGCACUGCGAUGAAAGAAAUAAAGAAGGCAGAAGUGGAUGUGAAGAUUGCUGAACAAGCUGUAAAAGAAGCUAAGUGCCAAUUAAAGCAUUUAGAAGAAUCUCUUCUGCAUGAGGUCAAUGAGUCUGCUCAGCUUGUAUUACAGGAUUCUCUAGAAAAUGCAAAAAGAAUGUGUGAGAAGCUGGAGGAGAAACAAAGAGAAUUGAGGAGGCCAAAGAAGCUCUAUUUAAUAUUUGGAAUAAACAUAGAAAACAGAAGUCAAGAUGGAAUGUUCAUCUAUAACAACAGUCGCUUGAUCAGAAUGUAUGAGAAAGUGGGACCACAUCUUAAACAGGGGUCUCGUUUCAGCAGUGGAGCAGUUGGAAUGGUGGAUGUGCCCUUAGAAGUCAUGGAGCCAACACACAAUAAGCAGGCCUUUGUCAAUGUUAAAGAAUAUAACCACUUGCUGACAUCCAUGGAGCAUUAUCUGAUCCAGUACUGGAAGGACAUGGGAAUAAGUCAGAAAGGAGUAACUUCAUUCUGGAAUGCGUUUGGAUAUCUAAGUGACAAAUGGCUGGAGAAACCCUCAGAUGCAAUUCAGUAUAAGAGAAGACGUGCAAUAGAAAUUCCUGCCCUGGUUCAGUGUGAUAUCUGCCUUAAAUGGAGGGUUCUGUCAUCGUCCACUGAUAUCGAAAACAAAGACCACCGUGGAAUCUGGACUUGUGAAAUGAUCCCUGGUCCUCUGGAAAACAAGUGUAAUAGACCAGAACGUUUACCCUCCAUCCCUUUGGGCACUUUGAACAGACUAUCACUGUCACCGAAUGAAAAAGAAAAACUCCUCUUAGAUUCAAUCCAGCGACAUCAAAGGAAGCUAGAAAACUUGCAGUCCCAGAAAUCUCUUUUAAUCAAAUCACACACGGUUACUCAGUGUGGAGACAGCAGCGGAACUCUAUUAAUAAAUUUUGCUUUCUUUAAGAAAAAUGAAAGUGUUCAGAAAACAGUGAGUCAAAGAAAUGCUUUCCAUAGAGAGCCAGCUCUGUCAUCUUCAUGUUUGGAUAACUGUAGCAGAAAACAACACGUGCAAAAAAGAGGCCCUAAAAGAUGGGAUAUUUCAGAGCACAGGGUUAUUUCCCAGAAGAAAGCAAGACCUCGUGAAGGACAAAUACCUCCUGUUUCCCUACUGGAGAAGGAUCACCGAGUUUCACUGGUGCCUCUUUCUGAGAGCCAACACAUGCUUCUGGAGAAAUCUGAAGUUGCCAAAAUUAAAAAAGAAGAAAGUGACCCAGAAAUCAUCUGUGUAAUGGUGUCUGAGGAUGAGACUGAAGAUUUGUCUAAGUGUGGGGAAAGUAAAGAAUUUCUUUGGUUGAACAAAGGUUCGUUUGGAGGAAAACAGAAACAGUGUGACUUACAAAGGUAUAUUUGUUUUGAUCAGAAGGAUGCUACAAAAAUAAAGGGAAAUAAUUUGCCUUCUUCAAAAUUGGAAAGUGCAUUGGCUGAAGAUCAAAAAGGAUGUGCUGAAGGAAAAGUCCAAGUUGCGAUGCAGGAGACGGGUGCUGUGGCACACAUAGGAGAGUCUUCCCAGUGUAUGUCUGGAAAGAAAACUGUAGAAACAUUAACCUCUCUUUUAAGGGAAGUCCUGCUGUAUUUUUUGCCAGACUGCGAACUGUCAAGAGAACAGCUUAAUUGCAUGUCUGCUGAGGAUCUUGUAUCUAUGUUUAAGCCACAGGGGCCUUCAGAACAACUAAAGAAGCCAGCAUUGUGCUGCAGCCAGGUCAUGAAAGACUAUUUUGUUCAGCAUGAGAGUAAAAUACUGAGAAAAAUUCAGUCCCUAACUCGCCAUUCCUGUGAAGUAGCAUAUGUUAGUGAACUGCAACAGAGACACUGUGAGAUACAAAUAAAAGCUACUCAAGAAAAACUAAAGACCCUUCAGGAGAAGAUGUCAGAGCUAAUAAGGCGAAUUCACCCAGAGUUGUUGACAGAACUCAGGAAGCAUUGCCAGUCAGUCAAGGAAAAACAAGACCUUUCUCUUGAGGGUGACCAUAUAGAUGACUUAAAACAAAUGGAUGGCUAUCUUGAAGAGCUCCUUAAACAAGACUUGUGCCAAUCUGGCAUUGUAAAAUUACCCAUUGUAGAUACAAACACAGCAGACUUAGGAGAACCUGUCAUGCCAUGUGAAGAAAUUGUGGAUGCUUUCAAGAACUGAGGUGGCUUGGUCUCCAUUGCUCAUACAUUUAUAGUAUCACAACUUUUAGGAACACAUUAGAAAAUUAAUCUUAACAUAAAUAUGAAUGUAAACUGUUAACAUUGAAAGCAUGGUUGGAUUUUAAUAUAAUUUUGCUCAUGCUUUUGGGAAAUUGAACCAGUCAGCUUCUCCUUUGAAUUUUUGUGCAUUAUGCUCUUGAGAAGUUGUUUUAAUUUACCUUUGAGCUAUAAACACUACUUCUGAUUGUUUGAUGUAGUAACUUCAUAGAUACACACAGACCUGUGUAUCGUAUGUUAGUACUUUGUAGUGAUAGAUAUUACUGAAGAUUUAUGUUUAGUCAAUGAAGAUAAAAGACUUGAAAAAUGUUAUUUGAGAGUAUCUUUGCUACAUGUUUCCUAUUACUGGAUAUUACAAAUACAGUUGUUUUAG